Messenger RNA from Drepanopeziza brunnea f. sp. 'multigermtubi' MB_m1, 903 nucleotides. RefSeq lists its product as uncharacterized. Gene Ontology annotation, molecular function: oxidoreductase activity. The record is from RefSeq and is a predicted model, not a curated record. Lineage: Eukaryota; Fungi; Ascomycota; Leotiomycetes; Helotiales; Drepanopezizaceae.
AUGGCAUCCAUCAAGAAUGUCACCAUCGUCGGAGGAGCUGGCGGUCUCGGCAGCGCCCUCCUCAAAUCACUCGUCGACUCCGGAAAGUUCAAUGUCACGGCCGUCACACGGCCAACAUCGACAUCCACAUUCCCAUCUUCCGUCAAGGUCAUCAAAGCUGAUUACAACUCCAUCGACGAGCUCACCUCUGCAUUGAAGGGCCAAGACGCUCUCGUCCUUGCAUUGGGUAACGAAGGCCUCCCUGGACAAAACAAGUUCAUCGAUGCGGCCAUCGCAUCAGGCGUGAAGCGCAUCAUCCCUUCUGAGUUUGGAUGCGAUCUCGACAAGGCCGGAUCGUUGCCAGUCUUUGGGUUUAAAAUUGCUACGCGGAAAUACCUUGAGGGGAAGAUUGCUGCUGGUGCUGAUAUCACCUACACCUACGUCAUCAACAAUGCUUUCCUCGAUUGGGGUCUUGAGAAGAAUUUCCUUGUGGACUGGAGUUCCGAAGAGCCGACCCUGUAUAACGGCGGCGACUUCGUCUUCAGUGCCACCACUCUCGCUUCGGUCGGCCAAGCCGUUGUCGGUGUCCUUACCCACCUCGAAGAGACCAAGAACCGCCCAGUCUUCGUCGAGGAUAUUGGCAUCUCCCAAAACCAACUGCUCGCGCUGGCCAGAAAAGUUGCACCAUCAAAGAAGUGGACCCCUACCACAGUGGACCUGGCCAAAAUCGAGGAGCAAUGUAACGAAGCAGUGUCGAAGGGUGAUUAUUCGGCCAAUGUGAUGAUUAGCUACUUGUGCGUGGCUCUCUACCAAAACAAGUACGGUGGCCGCCCGGAGAAAUUAGACAACGAGCUUCUUGGAGUUAAGGGCAAGACAGAGGCUGAUGUCGAGUCCAUCCUGAAGGGCGUUCUGGGAGGAAACUGA